This is a messenger RNA of Melospiza melodia melodia, 3159 nucleotides long. RefSeq names its product HORMA domain containing 1 (gene HORMAD1). NCBI's taxonomy places the organism in Eukaryota, Metazoa, Chordata, Aves, Passeriformes, Passerellidae. The record is from RefSeq and is a predicted model, not a curated record. The coding region runs from base 75 to 1172 and encodes 365 amino acids. The transcript is spliced from 14 exons.
GCACGGCCCCGCGGCGGAGCCCGCUGAGGGCGAGGGCGGGAAAGGCGCCCUGAGGGCACAGGAAUCUCUGCAGAAUGGCAACUGCUCAGAAGCAAAGGAAUUCUGUGAGUGCAGUUGUAUUUCCCAAGAAAAUUGCCACGGAGCAGCAAUCCCUGAUGCUGGUGAAGAGGCUCCUGGCAGUGGCAGUGUCCUGCAUCACUUACCUGAGGGGAAUCUUCCCUGAAAGUGCCUAUGGAACCAGAUACAUGGAUGAUGUUUGUGUGAAAAUUCUGCGGGAAGACAAAAACUCUCCUGGCUCUAGCCAGCUGGUGAAAUGGAUGUUGGGAUGCUAUGAUGCCUUGCAGAAGAAAUACCUGAGACAGAUUGUCCUAGCAGUUUAUACCCAGACAGAAGAGCCUCAGACAGUCACUGAGUGUUACCACUUCAAGUUCAAGUACACCCACAAUGGGCCACUCCUGGAUUUUGGCAGCAAGGACAAGUCGGAGUGCCCCAUCAGCUGUGCAGACACCAAGAGGGCCAGCAUCCUCCUCAUCCGCAAGAUCUACAUCCUGAUGCAGAACCUGAGCCCCCUGCCCAGCGACGUCUGCCUCACCAUGAAACUCCUCUACUAUGAUGAGGUUACCCCCCCUGAUUACCAACCCCCAGGCUUCAAGGAGGCCAAGGACGAGGGGCUGCUGUUCCAGGAGGAGCCCAUGUACCUGAACGUGGGGGAAGUGCCAACACCUUUCCACCUGCUGAAACUGAAAAUCACCACCGAGAGACAGCGCAUGGAGAAUGUUGAUAAGAGCAUCCUAAAGCAGGGAGAGACUGCUGAGCCUCUCCAGGUGUGUGGGGUGAGCAGAGAUGACCCAGAGGAGGAGAGCCAGGACAUGAAUGAGGAUCCUGCCUUGGAUAAUGAAGUGGAAGAUAAGAAUCAUGUGAAUAUUUCAGAAGCUCAAGGAAAGAAUUCAGCUCAUGGAGAUGAAGCUGGAGGGAUCCAGACUCCUGCCCAUGUUUCCAAUCCUCAGGUUGAUCAUUUGACCCGAAAAACAUCUGAGCUGAUUGUGUCAGAGAGCAGGACAAGAAGUGGAAAGAUAUUCCAAAGCUGCAUUCUGCACCAGGCUGAGCCCUCCUCCAGCCAGGAGGUGCUGCCCAAGAGGAGGAAGCUCAGCGAGCCCAAGGAGCAGUUUUAGUUGCCCAAAAGGAGGAAAUUCAGCAAUUCCAAGGAGCAGUUUUAGUUGCCCAAAAGGAGGAAAUUCAGCAAUUCCAAGGAGCAGUUUUGGUUGCCCAAAAGGAGGAAAUUCAGCAAUUCAAAGGAGCAGUUUUAGUUGCCCAAAGGAGGAAAUUCAGCAAUUCCAAGGAACAGUUUAAUUGCCCUAAAGGAAGAAGCUCAGCAAGCCCAAGGAGCAGUUUUACUUGCCCAAAAGAAGAAGCCCAAGGAGCAGUUUUAUUUGCUCAAAGGAGGAAAUCCAGCAAUUCCAAGGUGCAGUUUUAGUUUCCCAAAGGAUGAAGCCCAAGUAUCAGUUUUAGUUGCCCAAAAGGAGGAAGCUCAGCAAUUCCAAGGAGCAGUUUUGGUUGCCCAAAAGAAGCCCAAGGAGCAGAUUUAGUUGCCCAAAGGAGGAAAUUCAGCAAUUCCAAGGAGCAGUUUUAGUGCCCAAAAGGAGGAAAUUCAGCAAUUCAAAGGAGCAGUUUUGGUUGCCCAAAAGGAGGAAAUUCAGCAAUUCCAAGGAACAGUUUUGGUUGCCCAAAAGAAGCCCAAGGAGCAGAUUUAGUUGCCCAAAAGGAGGAAAUUCAGCAAUUCCAAGGAACAGUUUAAUUGCCCUAAAGGAAGAAGCUCAGAGAGCCCAAGGAGCAGUUUUAGUUGCCCAAAAGAAGAAGCUCAAGGAGCAGUUUUACUUGCCCAAACUGAAGCUCAGCAAGCCCAAGGAGCAGUUUUAGUUGCCCAAAAGGAGGAAAUUCAGCAAUUCCAAGGAGCAGUUUUAGUUGCCCAAAGGAUGAAGCUCAGCAAUUCCAAGGAUCAGUUUUAGCUGCCCAAAGGAUGAAGCCCAAGGAGCAGUUUUAGCUCCCCAAAGGAGGAAAUUCAGCAAUUCCAAGGAGCAGUUUUAGUUGCCCAAAAGGAGGAAAUUCAGCAAUUCAAAGGAGCAGUUUUAGUUGCCCAAAAGGAGGAAAUUCAGCAAUUCCAAGGAGCAGUUUUACUUGCCCAAACUGAAGCUCAGCAAGCCCAAGGAGUAGUUUUAGUUGCCCAAAGGAGGAAAUCCAGCAACUCCAAGGAGCAGUUUUAGCUCCCAAAAGGAGAAAAUUCAGCAAUUCCAAGGAGCAGUUUUAGUUGCCCAAAAGAAUAAAGCUUAGCAAUUCCAAGGAGCAGUUUUAGUUGCCCAAAAGGAUGAAGCCCAAGGAGCAGUUUUAGUGCCCAAAAGGAUGAAAUUCAGCAAUUCUAAGGAUCAGUUUUUGUAGCCCAUCUCCCUCUGUCCCAAGUUCUCCACUCCUGUUGCUUGUUCACUGUUGGUUUGAAGGAUCUGUUCUGCUCCAUCAGCAGUGCCAUGAAGAUGUUUCUUAAGGAAGGAAAAUGUCAGCAAGCCCAGCUGAGGAAUUCCAGACUCAUUUUGUACAGAAAUCCUUGGAUUUUUGGGGCUUUGUGGGUUGGCUCCAGGUCCUGAUGGUGAUGGAGGAGACUCAUCCCCAGCACAAGGUUUCAGCAGUGGGCUCUGGUUCUGAGCCUGCCCCAGAACCUCUCCAGUUUUGGGGUGAUUUCUGGAAUUUUCCACAGGGCUGGGCUGUCAGUUAGAGGCUGUUACAGUUUUUGCAGUUCCGGUUUUUGCCUUUCCCACCGGGAUAAUUGGAGGAGUCGGACGCUCUGCGUUUCUCCCGGAGCAGAAUCACCAUGCUCAGGUGAAGACCAAGCUCUCUUCAUGCUUUAAAUUCCAGGCUCGCUGCCAGAACGCAGGAAUUUCGGUCUGCGUGGCUCCUCUGCUCGGUUCCAAGGAGCACCGGGAGAGCCCGGUUGAGCUCAGAACGGUUUAAGGCAGGGCUGGGACCCGGUACCGAGCCCUCCGGCACCCCCGAACCGUUCGUUCGGUGUCGGGGAACGGGAGUGAAGGGCGGGGACAGCGGAAGGUCCCUGGCGGGUUUGGCUGUUAAAUGAACAAUGUCCGUUCGUCAUUAAACGGCGUUCAGCUCGGA